AUGGUGCAAGUCGAAGCGUGGAGGGAGUUGACGACGCCAGCACAGAAAGUGUUCCAGGAGGGGCACUUAGUUUCCAUCACCAAUGCUUCCAUUGCAGCACGCAGGAGCGAUAAGAGCAAAUUCAGCUUGUCGGGUUGUCGUUGGAUGAUUCGGUUUGACAAAAACACGGAAGUACAGCCUGGUGCCAACGAUGCGGCCGAGGUCAUCCCGGACUGGCCGGAUCAUACUGCCCAAGACAUUCCGUGCAGGACACCAAGGUCAAGUUUGGAAAUGACGGCUUGUUUGAGUGAUUGCGCAGUGACGGUUGUUGCGCGGGUAGUCGAGAUGAGGCAGAAAGAUAAUCAGGAACAGCCGGAGAAGAGUUUCGUGAAAGCUGUGUUACAAGAUUGCAACGGGGAAGGAGAAGUGUAUCAGGCCGAUCUACUCGCCUACUCCCCGGAGCACAGACAGGAAAUGCAGAAGGCUUUGCGGGAGAACUGUGUGUAUGAGAUCUCCCCAGUUCUGACACCGGUGGUGGCCGACAACCGGAGCUUUUCUUUGAAGUGGACGAGACAAACAAAGGUGAAGGAUCUCACUGGCACAGCUGAAGCGACGGGUGUGGCCGCUGAAGGCGGCGUAGGGGUGGCGCAUGUUUUGUCGGAGCCCAAACAUGGCGCGAAGGACCGGGUGGACUACACGAGCCGACCGGCCAAGUUGGUUGCGGCUAGCGUACUUGCCGCUUUUGUCCCCGACAGAGGGGUGCUGAAGUCCCUGCCAGAUGAGGUCUGGGAGAUGCCGUGCGCCAUGAUUCUGGACAUUGCCGCGUCCAGCGGAGACGUCUGGUCCUACGAAGGUUGUUCUGUCUGUUGUAAACGAAAUGGUGCGUGCACCCACGGAGCAGACAAGAGAAUCUGCUACAACGCUCUCUUGUCUUUGAGUGAUCACACGGCCACCAUUGAAGUGAGAGCGUGGACGGAGGCUAUGGAUGAGAUAUAUCGGGCUCUUGGCUGUAACGAACCUGUUGUUGAUGUUGCACAAGCGGCUGACUUCGUGGCGGCUGCGCGGAGCAAGUACUGGAUUGCUAGGUGCGUUGUCACCGAAGAAAGCGCAUACCAAAGUCGGGCAGCUCGGAAUAGAUUGCAGCUGGUGAGCGUGCGAGAACAGGUUGUGACUUUUCCAGGCACGAGCAAAGCUUUGUUCUCGCUACACAAUAUGAGUUGCCGGCCAGGUGUGCCUGCCAUUUUCCUAGGUGACGUGAAGGUGGAUGCUGCCGAGCAAGUUUUGGACGCUAGUGGCAGGAUAGUGGAGUUCGCUGAGUUCUUGGUUCAGUUGCGGGGUGAUCCGUCGCAGGAUGGGAAGGACAGCGAAAAGGGAGUGCGGAUCAGUUUUGGAUGCGAGGACAUCGGCGAUACCACGAACACAGGUUCCGAACUUCAAUGGGUGUUGGGCAUGAAAGAUAUGCUAAGAGUGGCUCGUCUACAAGCCGAUUCGCUGUUGCGUGUUGUUGCCCAGCCACAGAUCCACGGCAGAAAGAUCGCUCGGUGGCAAGUGCUUUUCUACACUUGCAUCCGACAGGAAGAUAUAGAUCCAUGGAGGCAGCGCAAGCAGUGGCAGGCCAUCAGUCCAGGUGGUAGAGCUGAGCGACGUGCGGCGCUGUGGCCCACGUCGCAGUUGGCUGGUGGCGCCAUGGCUUCCGAAGAGCAGUUCGAGGUCCUCAGUGCCAUGGUCGGAGCUCUGGAAGGUCGCAACAACAUGGAUGGCAGCACAUGGCUGGGUGUGGCAUCCCAGCCAGCGCCGUAUGUGAGCCUCGGGGAUUUGUCGUCCGGCAUGCAUGGGUACUGGAAAGGCUUCGAUUUUCCGGCACUUCCGUGGAAAGGCGGAGGCAAAGGUCCUAAGGGGAAGCCGGAAGGGAAAAGCCCAGGUAAAGGCAAAGGGAAAGGAAAGCACAAAGGCAAGGCUAAGGGUUUCCACUCAGCGGAGACUGCACACCAAGCAUUGCGGCAAUUUUUGGUCGGGCAUCCGAACUUUGUGUUUCAGCCUCGUGAGGGCGUCUUGCCAGAACACACGGAGCUGUGGAACCAGACAGGCGAAAGCAAUGACAGACUGUACAAAAAUUUGCGGAAGCAUUUCAAAGACGCACCGGAGGAAUUUACGUUGCUGUUGCGGGACAUAGUCGGAACGACGCACUGGCCAGUGGAUCGUCUUAACAUGGUGGAGAAACAAUCCGCUGCUAGGAGACCAGGGGAUGCGUACUCCCAGAGCUCCCGUGUGUCACGCGCGAGCUGGUUGAGUGGUGUCUCCGUUCGGCGCUAGCGGUACUGCACGCAGUUGUGUGCUGCAGCACCCGCGGCUUGUGUUGCCGUAUGACCGUUC
Molecule: messenger RNA, 2352 nt
Organism: Durusdinium trenchii
Lineage: Eukaryota; Dinophyceae; Suessiales; Symbiodiniaceae
Source: the annotation of a GenBank genome assembly